Molecule: messenger RNA, 456 nt
Organism: Paramecium octaurelia
Lineage: Eukaryota; Ciliophora; Oligohymenophorea; Peniculida; Parameciidae
Source: the annotation of a GenBank genome assembly
AUGAACUAUAACAAUAGCAGCAACUCCAAUACCAAGCGUUAAAAUAAGAAGAAUAAAGCCUUGAAGAAAUACAAUAUCUUGGGUUAGGAAGACAAACAACAUAUUUUAGAGAGCUUACAAAAAGACUCAUCCCUUGAGAUGUAUUAAAUCUUAAGUGAGAAAUACAACACCUCAAUUAAAAACCUAAGAAGAUGGUAUCAAGAUGGAAUUGCUCGCAAACCUGGAUGUGGAAGAAAGAAACUCAACACAAAGGCAGAAGAGGAACUCAGAUAAUGGAUCAUAAAGGAGAGUGUGGAAUUGAGAAGGAGAGUUAGGAGAUCUUAGUUAAAAUAAAAAGCUAUAGAAUUAUUUAGCAUUCCAAACUUUAAGGCUAGUAAGGCUUGGUAGGAUGAAUUUAUCAGAAAUUUUGAUAUCAAAUAUUAGGUGAAUGAGAUAAUUGUAGAAAGUAAAGUUUGA